Xenia sp. Carnegie-2017 is the source of this 1232-nucleotide messenger RNA. RefSeq names its product exosome complex exonuclease RRP44-like. Gene Ontology annotation, cellular component: nuclear exosome (RNase complex); cytoplasmic exosome (RNase complex). Bases 431 to 973 code for a protein of 180 amino acids. NCBI's taxonomy places the organism in Eukaryota, Metazoa, Cnidaria, Anthozoa, Malacalcyonacea, Xeniidae. The transcript is spliced from 5 exons. Gene Ontology annotation, molecular function: endonuclease activity; 3'-5'-RNA exonuclease activity. Gene Ontology annotation, biological process: rRNA catabolic process. The record is from RefSeq and is a predicted model, not a curated record.
AUUUGAAGUGUCCUUUCAGCAAAAAAAUUUAUUUACGAUAUUAAAUUUAGGCCUGAUUUCUAACGUACGUAUCAAUGAAAAACGUUUUUAUGUUGGUCAAAUCGUUCCAUUUUCAUGGCUGCUUAACGUUGCCAAAAAUUCUCCUUAUAAUGGACCUUGUCCGUUUUUCGAAAAGUCUGGAACGACUCACUCUAGUGACAUCAUGCAAGGGAUUCCUCAAUACAUGAUAUACGUACCAACUACCUUGGAUGACGUCAGUAUUUGGCUUGACCCAGACUUCAUGCCACGGCGGAUGAUUUGACCGAAUUGAUUUUUUUUUCACCGAUAUGUUAAACAUUAUACCUAGUUUUGAUAUCAUAAAUAAAAGUUUUUUGUUUAUUUGGGCACUUUUUAUUUCAUUUCAUUGCGUGCAAAGUAGAUUUUACGUAUUAUGUCAUUAUGUUUAAGGUAUUCGGACAUUCUCGUUCAUCGUCUUUUGGCCGUCACUAUUGGGGCUAUACCUUCAUUUCCUGAAAUGUUCAAUAAAAAAAAUACGCAGGAAAUGUGUAAUUUGUUGAACAAACGUCAUCACAUGGCCCAGCUUGCGUCUCGCUCUUCUGUGGAUCUUCAUACUCAGCUGUUCUUUAAAGAUCGAGUAAGUAUUGAAGAAGCCUUUGUAUUGUUUGUGCGUAGAAAUGCUCUUCAAGUUUUGAUUCCAAAAUAUGGCGUCGAAGGAAACAUAUUUUUGCGGGAGACGACAUCGCGAAGUAAAUUCAAUGAAGAAGAGAUGUCAAUAACCAUUGGUGAUGUGACGUUUAAAGUUUUUUCUAAGAUUCGUGUGCAGAUAAAAGUCGAUACGUCUGCAUCCAAAAAUAGAUUUGUCAAUAUAAUGCUUAUGGAUCCUUACGUCCCUGGCCUUAGUGUUGAUGAAAUUGAUGAUGCUAGCAGUGUAAACUCUUUACAACCAGAAUUAAAAAAACUACGAACUGCUUGAUGAAUGAAAAUGAUAAAGGUUGCAUUUGUCACUUUAAUCCGGGGUUGUUGACGGAAAGUACUUCUCCACAGAUACAGUCAAUUAUAGACAUUAGCUAAUGUAUUUUAUCGUUUUGAAAAGAUUGUAGUUUUUCAAUGCAAAUGUAUUUUAAUUGAAAUGAUUUGUAAAACGUUGUAAAUACGCGUAACUAAUCUCUCUCACACUAAAGUAUAUGAAAACUUGUAUAAAUUUACGAAUAUCAUGGACGCACAACAAACGA